Caenorhabditis briggsae is the source of this 849-nucleotide messenger RNA. RefSeq names its product Protein CBR-TTX-7 (gene Cbr-ttx-7). Lineage: Eukaryota; Metazoa; Nematoda; Chromadorea; Rhabditida; Rhabditidae. The transcript is spliced from 6 exons. Bases 1 to 849 code for a protein of 282 amino acids. Gene Ontology annotation, molecular function: inositol monophosphate 1-phosphatase activity. Gene Ontology annotation, biological process: phosphatidylinositol phosphate biosynthetic process; inositol metabolic process; signal transduction. The record is from RefSeq and is a predicted model, not a curated record.
AUGGUGUUCGAGCCGAUUCACGAGGAGGAGCAAGUUUUCGUCGACUACGCUCUAGAGCUGGUCAAGAAGGCGGGAACGCUCGUCCGCACCGCAUUCGAUUCAGCGGAAAGCAAGGUGGAGACAAAGGCGUCGAACACCGAUCUGGUGACUGAGACGGACCAGGCUGUGGAGAAAUUGCUCAUCGAAGGGCUCUCCGCCAGAUUUAAAGGGCAUCGAUUCAUCGGAGAAGAAUCCGUCGCCGGUGGCGCCAAAAUCGAGUGGACCGAUGCGCCGACAUGGAUCAUCGAUCCGAUCGAUGGAACCACUAACUUUGUACAUAGAAUUCCAAUGAUCGCCAUUUGCGUCGGGCUCGCUAUCAAGAAGCAGCUGCGUGCUGGUAUUGUCUUCAAUCCGAUCACCAAUGAGCUUUAUAUGGCACAAGUUGGAAAGGGAGCAUUCAAGAAUGGAUUUCCGAUUCGUGCGUCGAAAAAUGAAUCAAUUGCGGACAGUGUACUGAUACUUCAACUCGGCUCGAUACGGUCACCGAUCAUGCAAAACUCGUUUGUCGAGUCUUACAAGACUGUCAUGUUCGAUAAGCAGUGUCAUGGACACCGUUCAUUCGGCUCCGCCGCCAUCAACAUGGUGAUGGUCGCUCAGGGAAGCUGUGACGGCUACGUUGAGUAUGGAAUCCACGCGUGGGACGUCGCCGCGCCAGCUGUCAUCGUCCUCGAAGCGGGUGGUGUGGUCACAGAUCCAACUGGCGCUCCAUUCGAUGUGAUGUCUCGAAAAGUGCUGUGCGCUGGAACCGCCCAACUCGGAAAGGAUCUUUCCAACUGUCUCACUCACGUCGAUUUUGAGCCGGAGGCCUAA